AAGAUUAAAAUCAUCAACCACGAAAUUAAUUUAAUUAAAACGAAAUUUUUGAAGGUUAAAAUCGAUUGGUCACCCUGAUUAACCAAAAAUUUUCGGAAUUCAAAUUUCUUAUCAACGAAAUAGUUGUAAUUCGAUUACUUUUUUAGUUUUUAUGGGUUACAUCAAAGUGCAAAGAAUAUCAGAUAAGGAAAAAUCGAUAUUUGAUAUUAUAUUUUAAUCACUAAUCACUUUUUAAAUUGCAUCAAUGGAAUUAGCAAAAUAACGUGAAACAUUUGUAAGUACAUAUUUCAUUUCCAAAAUUAAUUUAAUUAAAAAUAAAUCCUGAUUAAGCUUAUUUAUUGUGCUAGUUUCAUUUGAAAAAUUUCAUAAACAUUUCCACCGUGACGUUCUCAAGCUAUUUUUACCAUUUAAAUCUGAUGCAUUGUGAUGCAAUACGUAGUGGCGCGUUUUCAGCGAACUUUACGGCCUGAAAAUGUUGCGUAUAUAUUUCCGAUACAUGUUUAAUAAAAAUUAAAGCAACUUUAAGUCUCAAUCUGUUCGUUAAUAAUAUAAGAUGGAUUUUCUAAUUGGGGGUGUAGCAGCUGCUGGAGCAAGCGUUUUCAGUAAUCCAUUAGACGUUUUAAAAACCCGCAUGCAACUUCAAGGUGAAUUAAAAGCAAAAGGACAACAUGCGGUACAUUACAGAAAUGUUUUUCAUGCGGCCGUUGUCGUCGUUAAACACGACGGGGUUCUUGGGUUGCAAAAAGGAUUGGGCCCGGCUCUGGUAAUGCAUUGUGUUCGAAAUACGAUUCGAUUGGGUGGCUACCAGUGGCUAAAUAAUAACGGUUAUUUAAGCAACCGCGAAAACGGAAAAACAAUUUUCGUUAACAGUUUUAUUGCGAGUGCUUUUUGUGGCGCCGCCGGAGCUUUUUUCGGAAGCCCCUUAUUUUUAAUUAAAACUCAAUUACAAUCGCAAGCCGCUAAAAAUAUUGCUGUAGGAUUCCAACACGGCCAUUCUAAUGCAAUUGGAGCACUUAAAGAAAUUUACAACAAUCAUGGGAUAAAUGGUUUGUGGAGAGGCUGUACUGGAACAAUGAUUCGAGCUUUAGCUGGUUCUUCAGCUCAAUUAGCUUCAUUUGCUCAAGCAAAGGAACAUUUAGCUGAAUACAAAAUAUUUAGGGAUUAUUCCAUUUUAAAUUCUUUAGUUUCAAGUAUUAUUGGUGGUGUUUUUCAAUGUUUAUUGAUGCAACCAUUUGAUUUGGUCUCAGUGCGUUUAUAUAAUCAAGGUGUUGACGCAUCUGGAAAAGGACUUCUAUACGAGGGUAUAAACGAUUGUUUUAUUAAAAUAUUCAAAUCCGAAGGAAUUGCAGGUUUUUACAAAGGCGUCACAGCGAAUUACAUGAGAUUAGCACCCCACGGAGCUUUAUGUUUAGUUUUUUGGGAUAUUUUAAAAGAUUUACAAAUACAGUAUGUUGGAACAAACCCAAAAUUAAACAAUUCAAAUAGCUGAUAAUUAAUUAAAAUUUUUUACGACUUUUUUAUACAAAAAAUUAAUUUAAUCAAAAUAAUAAUUAAAAUAUAAUUUAUUUUAAAGAAACCAGAGUUAGUAGCAUUAUUUCAGAUUUGAACAUUUUUUUUUAACAAAAAUAAUCUAUAUCCAAGAUAAUCUAAUCUAAAUCCAUAUAGAAAUCUCAAAUUAAAUUCCAAUAAUGAAAAACACUAUCGGAAUUGCUUAAAACAAUACCUUACAUGCUAAUCAACGGUUAAUUUCGAUUCAAGAAUGUUAAAAAUGUUUAAUAAACGAAUUCAACUACUACAAAAAAUUCGUACUACGUGAAUUAUUCA
Messenger RNA from Onthophagus taurus, 1824 nucleotides. Its product is annotated as solute carrier family 25 member 35-like. The record is from RefSeq and is a predicted model, not a curated record. NCBI's taxonomy places the organism in Eukaryota, Metazoa, Arthropoda, Insecta, Coleoptera, Scarabaeidae.